ACAACAUAACAAACAUUAAUCGUCCACCAUUUCAUCAUUUUCAGAUAUAUUUUACAAAUCUUUCUUAGAACCUAGAAAUGGCCACCAGAUUGAACAUGUUGCCAGAAGACUGUAUUUCCACUGUUUUAUCUCUAACCUCUCCACCAGACGCAUCUAGAUUUAUGCUUGUAUCUUCUUCGUUACGGUCCGCUGCUGAAUCCGACAUCGUUUGGGACAGAUUCUUGCGGUCGGAUCUACCUCGUAUUCUCUCUAGAUCACACACUCAACUCAAUGUUUCUUCUAAGAAAGAACUGUAUUUCCAGCUAUGUGAUUCUAUUCUCAUGGAUGGUGGAAUUAGGAGCUUUUCAUUAGACAAGGUAAGUGGUAGAAAAUGUUGGAUUCUAUCGGCAAGAGCACUUUCUAUAUCUUCAAGCAACGAACCAAAUCAUUGGACUUGGACUGCCAAUUCUACCUCAAGAUUUUCUGAGGUAAUUGAGUUAAAAACAAUAACCAACAUGGAAAUUGAAGGAAGGAUACAGACUGAAGAUUUAUCUAGAAACUCAACAUACUGUGCUUAUCUUAUAGUUAAGGUUUCUGAUCAAUCAUUCGGUCUGGACUCUAUUCCAUGUGAGACAACCAUCUCAAGCAGUACAUGUUCGGUUACCAGCAUAGCCUAUUUAUGCCCUCUAGAUGAGAAAAAACAACAGAUAGAAUCACUGUUUUUCAUGAACCGGAGACGAAUGAUGGAGAAACGGGUAGUGGAAGGAGAAUGCCGACGACCGAGCAAGAGAGGAGAUGGAUGGAUGGAAAUCGAACUUGGAGAAUUCUUUGUUGGAGAAAAAAGUGAAGGGUUGAAAAUGAGUUUAAUGGAAGUGAAGGGUCAACAACUAAAAGGAGGACUAAUCAUUCAAGGAAUUGAAGUUAGGCCUAAAUGUGAACAACUAUAAGACCAACCAAGACCAUUCAUAUUCGUUUAUAGUACCUAAAAUAAUUUCGUUACUUAUAGAAAUCAGAUUGAAACUAGUAAUUCUUUAUUCUUUGUUAUAAGUAGUUAUUGUCUUAUGAAAGGGCAAGGAAUAUACUAUACCGCAUGUUUCUGUUGAUCA
Messenger RNA from Helianthus annuus (common sunflower), 1085 nucleotides. Its product is annotated as F-box protein VBF. NCBI's taxonomy places the organism in Eukaryota, Viridiplantae, Streptophyta, Magnoliopsida, Asterales, Asteraceae. The transcript is spliced from 3 exons. The coding region runs from base 78 to 926 and encodes 282 amino acids. Gene Ontology annotation, molecular function: protein binding. The record is from RefSeq and is a predicted model, not a curated record.